Molecule: messenger RNA, 648 nt
Organism: Penicillium angulare
Lineage: Eukaryota; Fungi; Ascomycota; Eurotiomycetes; Eurotiales; Aspergillaceae
Exons: 2
Coding region: 1-648 (215 amino acids)
Source: RefSeq, a predicted model, not a curated record
AUGGCUGUCGGAAUCUCAAGCCUCCCUAUCGAACUGCGAGUUCUUAUCUUGCGACAACUAUGGAAUAUCGGCGACCUCUCUGCCGCUAUUGAAAGCGGUCCGUCACUGGCAGAGGCUUUCACGAAUAGCGGUGACACAACCGUGGCAAAGGUGCUACAAAAUGAGAUUGAUUCUCGUCUUUGGCCUCUUGCCAUAAUCAUAUGGCACAUUCGGACAUCGAGAAGAAAAUAUGUCAUUUUUGACGGGGGCGAUAUGUGGAAAGUCCUACAAGACUGUCACAAUACCUAUGAUACCAGUUCCGCAUGGGAAGUACUUUGUUGCGUGGGUCUGAGCGAAGCAAAUGAACAUUUCCACAAUCUCAAUCAAGCUGUGCAGUACUUCACUACCGACUUUCUCUCCCGAGCUGGUAGGUACUUGUCAGUGGGAACCUGCGGUGAACUGCCUAUACCCACUGCGAGUGAAAUUUACCGCGUCGAGCGCAGCUUUUACUAUCUUGAACUUUUCUGUUUGCUGUGGGGAAGUGGCAAAAGAAUGAGCGCAGAUUGGCAUUUGGAAGUUUCGCGGGGUUUGGCCAUCGAGUUGGAUCCUUGGAUGAAUGAGCAGAUUGCUUGUGUACGAGUAUGCUUUAAGUAUCAACGAAACAAAUAA